Xiphophorus maculatus (southern platyfish) is the source of this 1094-nucleotide messenger RNA. RefSeq lists its product as uncharacterized. Bases 38 to 961 code for a protein of 307 amino acids. Lineage: Eukaryota; Metazoa; Chordata; Actinopteri; Cyprinodontiformes; Poeciliidae. The record is from RefSeq and is a predicted model, not a curated record. The transcript is spliced from 4 exons.
AUCACCUUUGCCUCUGGCAUCACAUUAGCUGUUCAACAUGGUCGCUGUAAAGAUCUUGCUGAGGGUUUCCCUCUUCUGCUUGCUGCUUGUGGAUGUUUAUGGCUCUCCAGUGAAAGGCUCAACAUCUCAAGGCCAAGGCAGACCUAGUGACUCUGGAGGAGAUCAUGUCUACCAUGCUACUGGCUACUCUGCACCUGGCUCCUAUAGCUCAUCUGGAGGCGUUUCUAAGCCAGUGGCAAAACAUCUAGCUCAACCCCAGUAUGUUCUGGCACAGCCUGUGCCCGUAGGCCGGCCCUUGUCUGUGCCCAGAGGAAGAUAUACUGCAAGCGGUGGCUCUCUAGUCCCUCUUCAAGGAGGCUUUGUUGGCUCAUACAUGCCAAUUCUGGCAGGUUCUAGUCCCCUGGUUCCUCUUCCAGCAGUGUAUGCUAGCAGUCUUCCACAACCUGGAACUCAUGCUAACUUCCCUAAGAUGCAGUGGGUUAUUGCCCCUCAAGCCUUUGAGGAAACCACAACAAACACCCAGCCUCAAGGCUUGAGCAUUGUUGGGCCACCACUCCCUCCAGCACCUUCUGCACUGGCCCUUCAGUCUGGAGACAUGUCUAAAGUUGUGAAGGAGGCUGAGAUUGGGAACUACCAGCAGCAGAUGGAAGCGUUUGGUUACCCAUCUGACCGUGUGGGGCCUGGUCUGGGUCUUCCACCUGUUGCUCUGCCAGCUUCUGGUGUGGGUGGCUUGUUGGGCUUCCCUUCUCCCUACACUCUUCCUUACCCCUUCCCCUACCGUGAUUUAUACUACAGGCGCCUGUAUGGACUGUACCCUCUUGGCACCUACACUACCUUCAACAAAAACCAUGAGAAGGGCAAAGACUACUACCAGACCAUCCACUAUCUGAAAGAACAUGGCUCUGAUGUGCCACAGAACCCUGGCUCUCAGCAGCAGCAGAGCCUUAAGAUGCCCCUUUAAGUCUUUGUGUUAAAUAUGAUAAAGGUGGGUUAACAGUUGUAACAUACUAAUGUAUCUUGCCAUUGGUUUAACUUUUCUCUUGUAGAUGGAGUCUUAAGGUUCUACCAUGUCUUUUAAUAAACUUUUCCUCCAA